Molecule: messenger RNA, 11054 nt
Organism: Porites lobata
Lineage: Eukaryota; Metazoa; Cnidaria; Anthozoa; Scleractinia; Poritidae
Source: the annotation of a GenBank genome assembly
GAAGGAAUCAAUGCAACCAGAAUUUUUUUAGAAGAUGCAAAAAAACUACCGCCAGGAGGAAAUGACAGAAAUAUACUGGUAGCCACUCACGAACUCGAAUCAUUUGCAAUAAAAUACGGCAAAAUUCAUCUCACAGCGAAGGAAAGCGCAUUUAUUGUGCAAGAAUUGUUUGGUGAGUUUUGUGCUCUGUUUGAUGAGUCAGUUUUAUUUUAUUUUUUUUCUUUUUUACAGUGUAGUCAAGUGGUGCGUAUGGCCGUAAUUAAUAAAAGCAUAUUAACCGGUUAGCUAUUUUUGGAGUGGCCAAUACUAGGAGCUAGGUUGGGGGUAGGGGAGGGGAGGCUGAGUGAUCACACCUGGAAUUAACUAGGCCAUUUAAAGAGAAAUCUAUGCAAACAAAUUUUUUUUGGAGAAAACUAUCCCAGGUACUGAUUUUUUUUUCUAUACGAACAGACAUACGACAGACAGAUUUUUUCUACCUGAAAUUUUCUAAAACCAGCCAUUACAAGUUGGGCUAUACAAAAACUAAUUACCUCUCAUUAUUUGAAUUAAUAUAAGAAAUGGCGAACCUGCAAGUGAAAGGGCUGUACCGGCGGGUGUACGUUACGUCUUAAUGGGCCAACCAUUUGACUUUUGAGUGGGGGAGGGUAUGGCUGAUUUCAGGAAAAAUAUAUCAUGCAAACUGAUUUCGAGGAAAAAAUAAUUCUUGCAAGGAAAUACCUGGCGGAAAAAGUUUCUGCAUUGAAGAGAAAUAUUUUUCAUUGCUUAUAGUGCUGGAAAAAAAAAAUCUUACAUCGUCAAGUUGUCAAUGUCAGGAAAAAAAAUUAUAUCAUCAGAGGUUUGGGGAAGAAGAUUCUUAACCAAACCAAAUCACCCAUCAAAAGUCACUACAAUUGUAUGACAUCAUACGAAUAUUGUAAUAACUGACAUAUUUCAUUGGUAAAACUUUCCAGUCAGACAGUUAUUGGUUAUAGGUUUUGUAGUAAUGAAGAUUCAGAGGGUUUUGGAAAACAAUACGAAACCGAUUACUUGCUCUAAAAGAAAUGGAACAGAGAGCAUUGUGAUUCCUUCGGAAAACUUCAAAGUACAAGGUAAAAGCAGUGUCACUAGCACCUUAAUUAUGAGAUAAUUAUGAGUACUUGCACUGUGGCGACCAAUAAUAUAUUUUUAAAAGUCGUACCAGUUUUUCAAACAUUGCAUAAAUGCACUUUGGCACCGGCAAGAUUGUUUGGAAUUAGUUAAGAUUGAGUUAAGAAUUCAAAUACAGUCGAACCGCUGGGUACGGACACCUCUAUAUUAAGGACAGUUUCCAAUGUCCCGACAAAAUUCUCAUACAUUUUCUUAAAAAAAAAAACCUCUACAAUGCGGACUCUCUAUAAUACGGACAACGGACACUAAAUCUCGGCCCCAGAGAGUCAAUUCAUAUAACUUAACCCCUUUAUUACGGACACUGCGGUGAUCAGGUGAAUCCCGAAUCCAGAUCAGCUGAAUCUGCACAGGGUGAAUCCCGUCUGGCUGAUGAGCCAUGCAAGGGGACUUCAAAAGCCCGUCGCUGUUAGUAUAUCAAACGACAAUUUGCAAAAGGUGUGCAGAGGAACAUAACCGACUUUUUCAAGGUUUGAAUAACUACAGAUAGCAUAAAGAUCUUUUCUAUUACAUUUUGUACUCUAGUUGCUGUUUACUGCACUUGCAAAAUAGCGAAAGACACUUUCAGAAUUGUGUUUUAAUUUACGUUACAACUUUUUACAUGCACCAUUGCGCUGUAGCUUGUUUCGUUUUAAAACAGUGAUAUGUACAAUGUUGUAUGCUAUUGAAAGACAGUGUCUUUGUACUGUGAUUUAAUAAACUUAAAUGUAGUUUAAAGGCGAGUGUAAGCCUAGUCUUAGCUACUGAACACUUAAAACUGUAAGUGGAGUCAUGAAUGUGACGUCAUCGUAGUGACCUCUCUAAUACGGACACUUCGGUCUGUUCCUUCAAUGUCCGCACUAGAGAGGUUCGACUGUAGCCUAUAUUACGCUAACUCAAGAAAGGGGAAAUAAAAGGUCAGAGACCUUAAUGUUAAAUUCGGUAUCGGCUAAGCAUUUAACGUUUUGCCUAAUCACUUUAAUUUUAUCUCAGACACUGUCACCGUAUGCAUGCUCUACCAUGGUGAGGUCAGGAAGUGGAUACCCGGUGGAGAAAGAGUUGGAUUAAACGGGUUAGGCAUAUAGGCCUUUUAAUCUCUUACAUAUAAAACAUAGUAGUAAUAACCAAAGUUGAAAGGAGUGCGGGCGACAACCAUCGAAGGUCAAAACGAUUUUGCUCAAACGCUGUGACGUGUCACGUGACAGAUGGUCAAAACACGCGUUCUACGCAUUCUAUUUACUCUUAGUGGAAGUCCAAACAAAUGCUGGCUACAUACAUGCGACGCAUGCGUAAUAACAACCUGGAGAUUAGGAUUGCGGACUUCUCUUGUCUUCCGCAAUUAAUUCUUCGCCUCGCGUAACGAAGGUUUAUAAUCUUGUCUACAUUUGCAUAGCGCGUGGAACGUGCGUGGAUCUCACAGCAAGACAAAAAUACGAGUCGGCUUUGUAUAUACAGCUUUUUCGAGAAAGGUUGUCGGAAAAAGUGCACGCGACAAGCCCGAAAGGUAUUGUGGGCGCUUUUACGAUUCACUGUUUUUCAAAGAAAUUUGAAAGAAUGGCACGAGAGGCCAUGGGAGUAUAGUUGUGAGUGGUAAAGGAAAGCAAGAAAAGUAGGUUUGACAUCGACUGUGCCAGGAAAAGUGUAUUGAUCAUAUCCCAUAGUACCUAUCGGGAUUGCCACGUGCACAUUUUUUCCUAACAAGCUUUCUCGAAAGAGCUGUAUAUCAGGUUUCCGGGUCAGUAGUCGCAGUGACUUCGAGCAUUGUGACGUCAAGGUACAUUUUCAGGUUUCCAAACAACACGAUUUCCACUAGCUGCACUAUCAUGUUUUAUUCAUAAAAGGCUAACGUGUCUAUUCAUCCUUUGUGAAAAAUUAUUUACUUUGUUUAUUCAAUUCUCCUCAUGCGUUUGACAGGGAACUGCAAACUGUACAACGACCGUCAGCAAGGGACUUCGCGACGGUUUGGGAGACACCUAGCGCCUUAGUCGGCCAUUAUUCUCCAAAUGAAAUGAGUUUAAUUACCGAUUUUAACGCUGAAACAGUGCUUAUUUUCCUCAAAUAUACCUCUUGAAUUAUUGAUUAACACAGCUCCACCACUACAAACAGCGUCUACCACCAGAAUUUCACGGGAAAAUGCUUUAAAGACUGAUGAUAGUUUGGCCACGAUGUGGCGUAGUAGUCUAUGAGACGACUUUGCAUGCAGGUGGACGGGAUUCAACUGUCCUCCAAGGCAUUUUUUCUUUCAUUUUUUCCCCUUUUUGGUCGCUUUGUUUUUACUUUUUCAACUAUAUCUUUUACCUAUUGGCAUGUUUUCCUUAAUUCAUGCGUACUGCUGACCCUUUACGGCUUCGCGAGGUGUUGUGAUAAACGUAUUUCUAGUUUAACUCUAAAAAGGACAAAUUCAUUAAGGGUUGAGAGACUCCAAAGAGGUAUAAAUUAAAAAAUUUGCUCCAACUCCUUACAAAGCAAUCACUCACGAAACAAAAGCCUAAUAAACUGUAGAAAAUGUGUUGUAGGUUGUUUACCAUUCCCUGAUGAGCAAACCAGUCGCUCCACGGUUUAGGCAAAUGGUACGCAAAAUUCAGGACUGGUAAAUUUCGCCCCGGAAUCGUGUUUACCAUUUGUACGAAUCAGUUCCAUUUAUAGGAAAACGACUGCGAAGGCCUGAAACUGGUGUCGAAGGUGGCUUUGAAGAAAUGGAACACGAAUUUCUGUCUGAUAUAUUCCCUCCGAGAACACAGGACUACCUUUUCAGAUGUUUCGUUGCUCCCGGAAAUUGUCCGCUGGAACGAACCAAAAAGCCGUGCUGCAUUUACUUUUCAACAGAAAUUUCCGGAAUCUUUUUGUAAAUGGCAAGCAACCAUAAUGUACUUUCCAGGGUGAGUAGAUAAUUUGUUAACGAAGAAAAUUUUAAGGGGGACGUAUUUGACCAUUUUUUUCAGACGCUACCUUUAAAAGUCACUGAAAUUUUGCGGUGAGAUUUCUACAACACUGUAAUCAUAAAUUGUCUUUUCAAUUUUUUCUAACAGUAAAACUAUCAUGAACUUCACGCUAAGUAAUAUAAUAGGCAGCACAUUAGAUCCAAGGCCCCAGGUCAUCCUUCAGAAAAACGUGUCAGUUAUAUUACGUUACGAUGAGGUAUGUUCUUUAGCUAGUAAGUGUGAUUAAAAUCUGUCUACUCAUAAAAAAAUGAGCAUGCUAACUUCUCUAGCCGAGAAGUGAUUGAUUGAUAACUGCUUGUACUGUUUUAGGAUAUUCUUGUUUUCUUUUUUUCUUCUUAAUCUGGAGCACUUCAAAGAAGAAAAUCAAAGAAAACUCAGUUAGUGGCUUAAAACUUGCGGAACUUCACCACGAUGUAAUCUGCGAGCUGGCUAUUAGUUUUCUUCUGAGUCAGAGUAGUUCGAGAGCAUACGUUAGGAGCGAGCAACGAAGCCGCGAAAAACAAGGGCAGUCCUUUUUACCAUUAAUUUGCAUAAUUUCAAUUUUCGCUAGCCGCGCGUGGCAAUGAGGUAAGAACCUGACGACCGCUCACGGUCUAGCCACGAUGUAACCCCUUAAUAAGGCGUUGUAAAAUUAUGCACUUUCUUUCUUUCGUGUUUCGUUUGUCGCUUUUACUUAGUACCAGGUAUAAAAAUAUCUACGACGCCGACGAGUCAUUCACCUUUCUUUGGUUUUUGUUAGUUUUAUUCUAUCUGAAACUUUAAAUGUCUUUUUUAAGGGACUAGAGGCACAUUGUGUCUUCUGGGAUUUUGCUGCCAAGUAAGUGUGACAGAAUUUUUCAAUACGCACCUGAAAGGACUUAACAGCAUCAGGGGUUAUUAGUAUGAGUUGAUUUAUAGUUAUUUUAGAUAAUAAUUGGACAAUUCUAUAGAGAAAAUAUCUUGCUACCGACUUUAAUGCCGUUUAAGGGUUGAUAUACUGCUGCCCUUUGAUUGGCCUUUACCUUUAAGCAGUCAUACUCCGGAACUAUAUUUCAGAUCACGUUUCAACGGUUCUUGGUCAAGCAAAGGAUGUUCAAUGGUCAAUAGAACCAAAACGAAAAUCACAUGCACUUGUAACCACCUCACAAACUUUGCUGUUCUUAUGCACGUUGGAGCAGACAAUGAGGUUAGUUGGAGCAGCUUUUUGGCUUGUUUUCCCCAUGUCCCAAUACAAUAACAACCCGCGAGUAGGAACCGAGAUUUUAAGAACCGUUUAGGCUAGAAUCUGCUAGUUAGGGCAUCUCUACACAAGCACCUGUUUAGCCUAAAAUGUGAAACAGGUUCUAUGAAAAAUUCUCUCAAUUUCCAUACAUUACUUUAUUGUUGUUGUGUUUCCAUGUUUGAUAUACCGCAGGGUAUAUCGCUCCAGCGUUGGAUCAGACGUUAGUACCUGCGAUUUAUAGCUAUACUCUCUCUGACUAGCUAAUAUCGCAGAUUUCCAGAGAGGUAGAUGUGAAAAUAUAGAUAUCUUCCAUAAAUUUCAAAAAUUUCAAUCUUUAGUUGUUAUUUGAGCUACAAACUGUUAUUUAAAUGAUAUUAUUAUUCAUUCAAAAUAUUUCCACAAGCAAAAUUCACCAUAAUCAUUCACUGAUGACCAAAUUUAGAAGAAUUUUAUGUUUAACGAGGAAAUGACGUCAAAAAUGCAGCCUUCUACAAGUUAAUGCACCGUUAACCGAGAAGACCUGGGGACGAGAUUGCGUUGUUUUCGUUGUAAAAACUAAAAUAGCGGACACUUCACUCGUUUCAAGAGUAAGCACUACAGCUGGAUUAGCCGAAAUAAUGGCUAAAAACAUAGCAAAAACAGCAAGAAGCUGAGACAACUUGGAGGGCGACAUCUGCUAUUUGGAGAAUAUUUGCGGAGCUGGACAAACCUAAACGUAAACUAUCGAAGAUGAACUUAGCAUCGAUGCAGGUAAGCUUGUUUUAGCUAUGUUUUUAAACUAGGAAUUAUUUUUAAUGAAUAAUAAAACAAUUAUUGAAUUCGGCUUUCGUAUCAUAUGAAGAAUUAUGGAGAUCUCGGAGGGUGUUAUCAAACACCCUUCUCGAUCUCCAUAAUUCUUCCUAAGAUACUGAGCCUCAUUCAUUGUUGAUUAUUGUAUAGGAGUUCAAUUAACUGUUGGUACUAAGACAAGGCAUUACAAUACAUGUAAAAUUACAUUUAAAAUUCAUGUUGUCACUGCUUCAGUUUUUCUUCUUAAAUUGAUUUUUACAUAAAUUUUAAUUUGAUAUUCAGAUUUGAUAUAAAGAAUAAACUGAAUACCUCUAAAUAUUCAAUGUAUUUUUUCUUCGGAAAAUAAGAACUUAUUUAAGAACCUCAAAUAGCCUAAAUUUGUGCUAAUUAUACCAUUUAUGUAAGAACCUGUUUGGGCUAAAUUGGGAAAAUACUAACAGGUUCUUACUCGUGGGUUUUUACUGUACUAUGAAUGUUAAAAAAAAGGAGAAAAGGAGAGCAUCUAUAAUCGUGGCGCCAUGAACCCUUUUUCACAUUGUCAUUUAUAGUUUUAGUGACUCGAGUAAUAAGAAGGCCAUUCCUGUUUUCGCCAUUGAGAGUACUUCUUUGCUAAAUAAUAAGGGGCCCUGACUCUUUCCAAUAUUUGUCUUGAUUGAUUUGGCGUAUUUGCAAACAGUUUUUAAACUAUCUUUCCAACAGGUUCCAGCAGAUCAUAACGUGGCACUGAAAGUCAUUACUUACGUUGGGUGUGCUCUAUCGCUUAUCGGAGAAGCACUCACCGCUGUUGCAUAUUGCGUCCUCAUGUGAGUUACAAAUGAUAUACCGUUAUAAAAGAGCUCAGACAUUUAGAUUUGGUUUUGUGAUACCCGGAACGAUCAAGGUCGAGGUAAGCGUUUUUAUCUUGGUUUCAAAUGCACCAAGUAUAACCUGGGGAAGAGUGAAACCAAGAUUGUCGCCUGCAACAUGCAAACAGUAAAACGCUUGAACAGACUAGACGUUCAACAGAAAAACCUGGGGCUGUAAAAAAUUUAUCUUCCAACGAGCCACAAGGGAGAGGGACGGGGAGUCAGCCGGCCUCUUCAAAACCCCUCGUAGCGCAAUUAGGCUCUGGAUUAGAUUGUCAGACGUUCAUUUAUGAUUUUUAAAUCAAGAAAGUAGAAGCACCUUAAGAUGGGAUUUUCCCGCUUCGAAAAAAAUAACAUUUCAGAGGGAUUCAAUUAUUUUUUGCCUCGCUCAGGGAUUUGAAAGAAGACCAAACUCAAAUCCACUUUAACCUUGUGGUCGCCAUAGCGAUAGCACAAAUUACGUUUCUUGCUGGAAUUGAUGCCACAGAAGUUAAGGUAAGUUAAGGAAGUUAAGCUUAAUCUGAAAGAUAACGAAAUAAUGAGCAUUUUGUUGGCCUGAAUGAUAAAUUGAUCGCUAAAACAUUUAAAAAGAAAAAUCACAAAUGAAAGACUUUUGGAUAUAAAAGAGUUGAGUUUUGAAUAACUUAAUAUCAUUAGAUGGCUUUCCCAUGAGCUCGAUUUUACGCAAAUGUGCUAAAAAAAUGUGGCUCAGUGGUCGAGUGCUCUUUAGUUCUUCUUUAGUAUCUUUGGUUUAUUUUUUACUUUUAAUCAUUUAUUUUUUGUGUUGGGAGGUUGGUAAAAAGCGUGCUGUUAUGGACAAUGUGAUGACGGUGAAUCCCGUUUCUUUAUAGGAACUGUGUGUGUUUGUAGCAGCCAUGAUUCAUUACUUCUAUCUGGUGGGAUUUGCUUGGAUGUUAUUUGAGGGUGUUUACCUGUAUCUGAUGGUUGUCAAAGUGUUCAAUACGGUCAUCAGAUGGCGCUUGUUCUAUGGAGUGGCUUGGGGUAAGUAUUAAAGCAAAAGCCUACCGACAGAAAAUGGCCCGUUGGUAGAUCUAGUCAAGAGGUCUUGACUUGUAAGUCCCUUCCGGGAUCAAAAGCAUUUCGUUAAUUGACCACUCCAAAAUUACCAUAACAUACCAUAAUGCUCUAUAUUUGUCACCCCAAAAUUUUGCAUAAAAAUUGUUUUCAGUUUCUCUUAGGGCCAUUUUAACUCCCAAGAGAAACUGAAGACAAUGCUUAUGCAAAAUUUUGGGGCGACGAACAAAAAGAGCAUUAUGGUAUGUUAUGGUCUUUUCUGGAGUGGUCAAUUGAUUCCUGGUUUAUCUAGUUACUUUCCUUACGUACUUACAAGGACUUGCAAUUGAGACUUGCUAUUCAGAGGAAUUUGUACACUCACUUCUCAACACCACAGUUUUCAUAAGAGUGUACACUGACGUAUCUGACGCAACCCAACUGAGCCUAACUUUUCAUUUUUCUCUUUUUCGUUUUCAAUCAAACCUUAGGCGUCUCCCUUUUGAUUGUGGUUUUAUCGAUCGUGAUUGCUUCCAUUCAAGAUGGUGGGAUAGAAAGCUAUGUUCAUGAUCAUUUGUAAGUAAACAAACCAGAUCUUAAUACUACCGAACAAAACGGAGCAAGAAAAACUUGGAGGUUUCAAGAAUCUGUUUAUUUUUUUAUGACCAUUUUUUAUUUAUUUAUUUAUUUAUUUAUUGCAAAGUUACUUAUGAAAUUUGCCCAAACUGUCUUUUUCAGAGGAAUUAUUAUGAGCACGUUCACGUUACAGGCCUAAAAAAUUGGUUUUCAAACAACUGAAAAUGUUUAAAUAAGUCUUCGUAGACUUUUUCGUCAACAUUUCCAAUUUUAACCGUCAAGUUUUAUCAAUAAUCCUUUCUUAGUAACACCUUGAUUUUCUUUAUUUUUUUCAGUUGCUGGGUUUCCUUCAAAAAUAACCUUAUCUGGACGUUUGUUGCGCCUGUUCUCUUAGUUUGCACGGUAAGGGUAAGAAAGUGGAAAUGUCCCAUAAGUGAAUAAGUUUGUUAAGAGAACAAUUUAAAAAAUAAUUGCUUACAGAAUAUUGAGGGUCACCUGUAACUGAUUAAAAAUUGAUAUAAUCAUCAAAUAUUUGCCAUGAAAAUGUAAGACGUGAAACUGAAAUUAAUAACGAUUCAUGUAGAAAAAAGAAAACCAGAAUAUUUAGCUUCCUUUCAUAUCAUAUCUUGGUGGAUUACAGUAAGCCCAUAAAUGGACUGAUAGCGGCUACCAGUGCCGCCCUUGCAUGCUGACGUCAGAGCUUACUGUUAACAUGUAAAUAUAUACUGUAAAGAGGACACGUUUAUUGUCCUCUUAUCCACGGCAUUUCAUUUAUUCAUUCAUUUGCGGGUAAUAAACACAUCUGGGAUAGAGCGCUGCGGUGAAGGGGAGGCUGUGACGUCAUACUUAGCGUGCUAUGCUUGAGAUGUUUCAUACGUCCGAGCUUUGAUCGAUUAUUUAUCGAUUAUAUUUUAUGUUUUCAUUUAUAUAUAUAUAUAUAUAAUAUAUAUAUAUAUAUUUAUUCAUUUAUUUGUUUAUUUAUUUAUUCAUUGUAGUCAUAUUUUCAAGACCUGAGAGAAAGAAAGAAACAGGGUCCAAGGUUUCUGCCAUUAAAAGAUAUCUUAUUCUCAUGCAUUGUUUCCACGCAGAUAAACUCAGUUUUACUUGCCCGAGUGGUUCAUGAGAUCCUAAGAAUGCAAGCCGACAAAACACCUCAUCUGGAAAGAGUUCGACAAGGAGUUAAAGCAUGCGUAGUUUUGUUUCCUCUUCUGGGACUGACCUGGGUGUUUGGUGUCCUAAGUGUCACAGAUGCUGGACUCGUAUUUCAGUACAUCUUUACCAUCUUCAACUCUUUGCAGGUAUAGUACUAGAAAAUCCAACAUGUUAACUUUUUGAGUAGUUUGAGGAAACAGUCCACAACAUAGCAUUGUUAAACGUAUUUAGUAUUUAGACGGUAGAUAUAGGCAUAUUUUUAUCCCCUAAAAAUUUUUCAUCUGUUCGGCUUUCCUAGCUGAAAGUCUAGUGAUCCGAAAAUUAUAGGGAUCAAAACUUACCUUUUCAAAAAUUUCAGCAAGAAAAAAGGCUCCCGAAAAUUUUAGGUGACCUUUUUAGGGUUAAAAUCCGUUAAAAAUGGGCAAUUAUACCAUUUUUUAGAUGUUUGAAAAUCCUAGGAGAGGCAGUCAAGCAAGAAAUUUUACAAAAAAUGUUCCGAAAAUUCUAGAUCUCAAAUCGUCUUCCGAACAGAUAUUUUUUGAAAAUUGACGCUGGGUGCCCUGAUUUCGCGACGCCACCACUGGUUUCCCCAAGAAAUGACGUUUGGCGAAGAACAUCCAUACUGAUGACGUGUCAGAAACCCAGAUCUGGGAAGUGCUUCUAAUUGGAUGAAGCAGAUUUUAACCAAUCAGAAGCACUACCCAGAUCCGGGUAGUGACGAGUGAUCAGUAUGGAAUUUCUCCGCUAGUUUCUCCAACGUCAUUACGCGGGGAAACCAGUGGUGGUGUCGCACAAUGUCCGAUGUUUUCUAAGGCUAACUGACAGCGAGCAAAUAUUAUUUUAUCAAAUCUUAGCUUGGUGGCUAAAAAAGCCGUUUUAAUUCACUCAUUCGUUCAUUUAUUUAUUUAUAUAUUUUGCCACACAAGCAUUCGAAGUUUACUCCAGACUUUGACAGUAGUGUCAAGGAAUGUAGCGAUCGAGAAAAUUAACAUGACAGAACAUAGAAUAGUAGAGAUGGUGGGCGGUACCUGAUACCAUGUACUGCGAUUAACCAUUGACUAUAAAUUUUGCCUUCAUUUCUUCUUUUCUCUCACCCUUAUGAAGGAACUUAACUUUCUUUUUAUUUAUCGAUACACACAUUUUUAGGGUUUGUUCAUCUUCAUACUUCACGUUUUGAGAAACAGCGACGUACGUGCAGCAUACUCCAGAAAAAUGCAGAAGAGGAAUGCGGCAAAAAGCGUGAAAAACUCUCAAGAAAACCGCAAUACAAUCGGAUUGUGGUCAAACAAAGUGACGAAUGAACCAAGUUGUACAAAAGAACCUAGCAGUGCCUCUCUAAGAUCAACGGUUGGAGUAAAAAGCAAGAUUGACAAUGCCCUGCACGAGGAAAGAACCAUGACUCCUGUUGACACGUGA